This is a messenger RNA of Xenopus laevis (African clawed frog), 1118 nucleotides long. RefSeq names its product WD repeat domain 83 L homeolog (gene wdr83.L). Gene Ontology annotation, cellular component: cytoplasm; catalytic step 2 spliceosome; nucleus. The record is from RefSeq and is marked provisional. NCBI's taxonomy places the organism in Eukaryota, Metazoa, Chordata, Amphibia, Anura, Pipidae. Gene Ontology annotation, biological process: mRNA splicing, via spliceosome.
GUUAAUGUUUAUACACCAAAGCUUGGGAAUGUAUUAGUAGGUGGCUGGAGAGGAAAAUCAGUAUGCCCAGGUCACCGUGUGGCUGAUUCCAUUUGCUGUCGCCAUGUCCUUUCCUGCUCCAAAACCCAAAGCACCAGAGCUACCCCAGAAACUGCAGCACAAAUUAGAGUGCAAUCAGGGGGCUGUGCGGGCAGUUAGAUUCAAUGUGGAUGGCAAUUACUGUAUGACCUGCGGCAGCGACAAGUCACUCAAGCUCUGGAAUCCACACAAGGGAAGUUUGCUGAAAACCUACAGUGGCCAUGGGUAUGAGGUGUUGGAUACAGCGGGGUCAUGUGACAACAGCCAGCUGUGCUCCUGUAGCUCAGAUAAGACUGUCAUUCUGUGGGAUGUGGCACAGGGUCAGGUGGUCAGGAAAUUCCGUGGACAUGCAGGGAAGGUGAAUUGUGUGCAGUUUAACGAGGAAGCAACAGUGAUAAUAUCAGGCUCUAUAGACUCCUCGAUACGGUGCUGGGACUGCCGCUCCCGUAGACCUGAUGCAAUUCAGAUUAUGGAUGAAGCCAAAGAUGGAAUCUCCAGUGUCAAAGUUUCAGCUCACGAGAUCUUGGCAGGGUCGGUAGAUGGGAACCUGCGUCGUUAUGACCUUCGGAAAGGAGAGAUGUGCGCAGAUUAUCUUGGCAGCCCUAUCACAUGUGUGAGCUUCAGCCAGGAUUCACAGUGUCUUCUGGCAUCUUCCCUAGACUCCACGUUGCGUCUGCUGGACAAGGACACGGGAGAGCUGCUGGGAGAGUAUACAGGACACCAGAACCUUAGUUACAAGUUGGACAGCUGUCUGAGCGAGAAGGACACUCACGUGCUGAGCUGCUCUGAGGACGGGACAGUGUGCUUCUGGGAUUUGGUGGAGGGCUCGUUGGUUCUGAAACUUCCCGUGGGUAAAGCAGUUGUGCAGUCUCUCUCCUUCCAUCCCACAGAGUGCUGCCUGCUCACUGCAAGUGAAGGAGGGGUGCAGGUUUGGAGAGGGGCGUCGUAUGAAGAGGAAGGGGGCAGCUGAAGCCUUUGAUUAAAGGUGCCCUGACAUUUACUAUUUUGUACACAACUCAAUACAUUUCUGUUGAAAACUU